Messenger RNA from Colletotrichum destructivum, 1538 nucleotides. RefSeq lists its product as uncharacterized. The transcript has a single exon. Bases 1 to 1524 code for a protein of 507 amino acids. The record is from RefSeq and is a predicted model, not a curated record. Lineage: Eukaryota; Fungi; Ascomycota; Sordariomycetes; Glomerellales; Glomerellaceae.
AUGCAGUCGGGAAGCAAUGAGCCGGCCGCCGCCGACAUCACCAGCGACAUGGACGGCGGCGAGCACAUCACGUCGUCCAAGGCGAGCUUCGAAGACGCGCCUCAGGAGCAGGUUCCCAGCACCUCCAACUCGGGAAACAGCCACCCGUCCGAAGACAGAGCGCCGAGCGAAGACGCCGCGGUCGACAACAACGGCAGCAAGCCGGCCUCGCAGAAGGCGCCCGAUGACGUUGCAGCGAAAGGAGGAUCCCAGCCGGGGAGCAAGGCGCCGUCCAACAAGGCACCGUCGCAAGCGGGGAGUCGAGCAGGCGGUUCGCAGCAGGGCAGCAGGAGGGGGUCGCAGGAGGCCGCGGUGACGGGCGGUGGCGAGUCGGCGGCGCCGGGAGGUCCGGUUGCCGACGCCCCCGGAGCGGCCUCCAACGCCAGCGUCGCCCGAGAUCGCGCUCCGGGGGGCGACGAGAACCGCGAGACGUUCCGCGACUCGACCAUCACGGCCGUCAGCGAGAGCACGGCCCAGAUGCUCGGGCGCGACGGCAUGCCCAAGACGACGACACACGACCCGUCCGCGCCGGGCGUGCUCGCGGGCAUCGGCGAGAACGACCAGGACGACGACGACGAGCUCGAGCCGCUGACCAAGUACGUGGACUGGACGAAGCACAUCUCCAUCUCCAUCGGCCCCUUUGUCAUCCUCUUCUUCGACCUCGCGCUGCCGGUCUGCAUCUACUACAGCUGGCUGCGCGCCCGACGCAACGACCGGCGCGCCGCUUGCCAGCCGGCGUACGACGCCGGCGUCGAGUGCGGGUUGGGCCCCGUGCAGACGAUCGAGAGUCGGAUUCUCGGGUUCGCCAUCAUCUCCUUCGGCUUCGGCGAGGUGUACAUCCUCGUGGUGCGCGUCUACCGGCUCAUCGCGCGGUUCGAAGAGUGCGCGCCGCUGCUCUCCAAGCACUGGCUGGAGAUGGACGCCACGACGUGGGUGUACACGCUCGGCCUCAUCGCGGCGCUCGUCCCCUUUGUGUGCUCGACGACGGUGUACGAGCCCGAGGUGGUCGAGUGGCUGUACCUGUACUCGCCGGCCUUCAUGUUCAUGGUGCUGGACGUCAUCGCCUUCAUGACGCUGAUACCGAUCAAGAUACCGUUCCGCAUCAACUCGGACCCCAAGGGCACGCGGCUCAAGCCCAUUGUCUACUACGCGGCCGAGGACUUCUUCGCCGUCGACGGGGCGCAGAACCGUGAGUUCCGCAAGAAGUACGUGGAGCGGUACGACAAGUCGAUGAUGUUCCGCAAGAUGAUUCUCGAGCUGACGCUGUUCUGGAUCGGCGGCUGCACAUGCUACAUUGGCUACGUGGCGGCCAUGAUCUGGAACCUCGAGUUCGAACGGGCCUUUGGGUCCACGCUGGGCGUCCUAUUUGGGUGGAUCAUAAUAUGGGGUGUGGCGGCGAGGUUUUGGAUCGAAUAUGCCAUCAAGCGCGAGCAGAAGUGGUGGAAACAGAACAAGGCCGAAAGAGAGGCGGCCAAGCUUCAAUGAGCCUAGUGUUUAAU